GUGAAACACACGACACCUUUGGUCGAAGAAGACACGCUGCUGCACGUGUGCUCACAUUGCGUCUGUCCGCUGAAGAAGAGGGAGACACAGAGGGACAGAGGAGACAACAAAGUUUGAUUUAACGACUCAAACCUGAAAACAUGAGACCAGGUACUGUAGAAAUAUUCUUUUCGUCUUUUUAUUUGAUCUUGAAUUGUGUUUUGCGUUACCCGCCUGCUGUCUGUUUAAACAUUAAAAGUGUUUUGGUGUGUCGGCCUACUUCGCCAUGCUGCACACUGAACCUCGUGGUAAACUCGCAUUUUAAAAGAAAACGCGGUCUAAUAACGCAUUUUACACGCAUGCUCUUGAAAAUUAUUAUGUUGAACACAUUAUUAGUGUUGAGUCGGUGUUGUAGUGAUGCUAGCUGUUAGCUUACCAUUCAGUAGCACGCGGUGCGCACAACACACACGUGGUACCUGAUCACUCCACAGACCGCGAGUCUAACAGGAAAACGGAUAACACGUCUCUUUACUUACAUUACCUCUUAUCUAAUUAAACUUCCAAAGAUUCCCAGAAACACUCAGGAGAGGGUUACGUUAGCUCUGUUUUCCUGCCACGAGGCUAAUGCUGGGAAAACUAUACGAGCUUGUGUUAGCAUUGAGGUUAGUCGGGUGUUACGAUUAAGUAUGUUCUCCUCGACUAUAAAUCAAAACCAGGUUUACAUAGAAAUAUCAAUAAUCAGUGUCAGCAGUGCAACCCAUGAGCCGAGGUGACAGUAUAUUGCUCCAGCGAUUCUUCAUCCCAUCACCAGCAGUUUUGACUUCAAACAUUUUAAUAUGGCUUGGCCUGUAAAUAACGUGUUGGACAAUAUAAUUGUGCAUCACAGAAGGGAAAGAGGACAAAGUAAAGUGAACAAAAUAAUGUAAAAGUUUAAGAAAAGUCGUCUAAUGAAGGUGUACCUGAUCUAAUAUCAUAGUUAUGCGAAUAUAAAAAGUCUACACACCCCUGUUCAGCUGCCAGGUUUUUGUCAUGUAAAAAAAAUUAAAUCUAGAUAAAUAAUUUCACAACUUCUUCCACCUUUUAAUGUGACCUAUAACCUGAACAACACAAUUGAAAAACAAACACAAAUCUUUCAGGGAGGUGAAGUAAAAAUAAACAACUGAGAUCAUGUGGUUGAAUAGUGUGCACACCCUUUAAUAACUGGGGAUGAGGCUGUGUUCAGAUUUAACCAAUAACACUCAAACUCAGGUUAAAUUGGAGUCAGCACACACCUGUCACCAAUUAAAGUGCCUCUGAUCAACCCCAAAUAAAGUUCAGAUGUUCUAGUAGGCUUUUCCUGGCAUUUUUGGCACUUUCUGGGCGCCAUUGCAAAAGGUAUAUUUGGCGCAAAAUUAACACUGCUCAUCACCAAAAGAACACCAUACCCACAGUGAAGUAUGGUCGUGGCAGCAUCAUGCUUUGGGGCUGUUUUUCUUCAGCUGGAACCGGUGCCUUAGUCAGGGUGGAGGGAAUUAUGAACAGUUCGAAAUACCAGUCAGUGUUGGCACAAAACCUUUGGCCUUCUGCUAGAAAGCUGAAGACGAAUCUUUCAUCUUUCAGCAUGACAGUGACCCAAAGCAUACAUCUAAAUCAACAAAAGAAUGGCUUCACCGGAAUAAGAUUGAUACUUUGUAAUGGCCCAGCUAGAGUCCAGACCUGAAUCCCAUCAAACAUUUGUGGGGCGAUCUGAAGAGGGCUGUGCAUAGGAGAUGCCCUCGCAAUCUGUCGGAUUUGGAGCGGUUUUGCAAAGAAAAGUGGGCAAAUAUUGCCACAUCAAGAUGUGCCACGCUGAUAGACUCCUACCCAAAAAGACUGAGUGCUGUAAUAUUAAUUCGUUUAAGAGUGUGCAUGUUUAUGCAACCAGGUUAUUUUAACUGUUCUAUUUUUUAUUUUUCCCCUUAAUGUUUCUGUUUGUUUUUCAAUUGCAUUGUACAGGUUUUAUAUAUUGAAAGAGAACUCUCCACCUCGUAAGAGUCAAAUGCACUACAUUUCUAAAGCUGUUGAUGUUGAAAAUAUUGCUUUUCGUUGCAAUCAUUUCUAUCUUUGGCAUGCUGAUAGUCAGCAGGUGUUUUGAUACUUGAUAGUGGAUAAUGUUUAGUGGAUGGAGGGUUGUGCAUACAGUUAUUCCUCCUCCUGCUAGCUUGGAUAGUCACCUAAAUACUUUGUCUGGGAGAUAAGAAACCUUUCAUCCCACAGGGGAGAAAUUUGCAAGUAAUUCAGUAAGUUUAUUCACUCAUUCUUACAAACAGAAGAGAACUGUUUCCUUGCAGUUUUUAUUGUGCAGUCUUGACAGAAGCCAUGCAGGGGUAUGUCCACACGUAGUGACAAGUUUGGCACAACCAGAGUAGUGACGGACACGGUGGCCAUGGUAUAUGUGUACACUUCACCAGUAGCAGCUCAGAUCAACAAGAAAGUUUGGGAGCACCAGGAAGUUACUGCUCCACUAAGAUUAACGGAGGACCCCUGUAUCUACAACACACUAAGCAACAGCUUUAAGGGCCAUGAGCCCUACCAUCAAACGUGACGAAUAAGAAAUAAUGAAAACCUACAGUGAAAUGAUUAUGCAGCUCCAUAACUCAGUGUCAGCAGGUUGGCAUUCACAUGCUGUUACUCUGCACCUGAUCAAAUAAAUGAUUAUUUAGAGUCGCUGUUUUAAAACCACUUGAAUUAUGUGCAUUGAGGAGAGAACCCAAAUGCAUGGAUCACCUUUAUGUGAAAUUGUGAUCUCUGCUGCCCCCUGCUGUUAGUUUAAAAGACCCUCUGCUAGUUUUUUUUUUGCCAAACUCACAUUUCCAUUGUUAGCUGACCUGGUGCUUCUGUUUUUGUGUUACAGGGUUUAGUCCUCGUGGAGACCGAGGAGGAAGAGGUGGAGGAUUCAGAGGAAGAGGAGGAGGAGGAUUUGGUGACAGGGGUCGAGGAGGAUUCAGAGGAGGAAGAGGUGAGAACUGAGGUGGUGAUUGAUACAUGCUUAAAUAUCAUCAGUAUCACCGAUUUUUCUCACCCAAAAUAAAAUUUGAAAUUUUGCAGGAGGAGGGUUUAAAUCUCCUGAUGGGGGAGGAUUUCGGGGCCGGGGAGGCGGCAGAGGCGCCCCUAGAGGAAGAGGAGGGCCGAGGGGAGGACGAGGAGGCUUCGGAGCAGGGAGAAAGGUCCUGGUGGAGCCACACAGACAUGAAGGUGUUCAUUAGCAUUUACUGGUUUCUUUUGGGAGUUUCUGUUUCAGUGGAGGUAAUACUAAUGCAGACGUGUGUGUGUGUGUGUGUGUUUUUAAGGUGUGUUUAUCUGCAGAGGGAAGGAGGAUGCUCUGGUGACAAAGAACAUGGUGGUGGGAGAGUCAGUGUAUGGAGAAAAGAGGAUGAGUGUGGAGGUAAGAGGCUCCACUAUUCCACAUUUAUACUGUUAUAACUUUUAGUUUAAAUGAAAAAGUGUCUGUGCUAGUCUCUGGAUAAAUUUUAUUGCAUUGCCUGCAACCUGGCAGUGAAUCCUACUUAGUAUUUGCUACUUUGUUAUCACUUUAAUUCACCCAAACUCGCAGAAAUAUUUUAAGAUUAAAAGAACUUUAUUUAUCCCAGAAGGGAAAUUCAGUUAGGAGGCUGGUAAGAAAUGUGCAGGAAGAGUCAAGAUGGGUAUGAGUCACUUAGCUCAUCCUGAAAAUUUUUCAAGAGUUAAGUGUCUUCACAAAAACAGCUCAAGACUCCCGAUUAGAAAAGUUAGAAAAAAUAAUUAACUGUAAAUCCUCAAAUAAAGGCCAGGUCUUGGAUUUGCUUUUACUUCCUCAGGUACCAGGCCUUUAUGAGAGACAGGCUUUUAUAUCAAAUCCUCUCUGAGAAUUAUAACUGUUUAUAUUUACUCAAACUGAGGAUCUCAAUUUACUAACUCCAACCAAAAAGACAUGACAUUAUUGACAAAGCAACAAAGAGGUUAAUGCUGCUGUGCAACAGGCAUGUUAGCAUCAAUAUAAAUGGUUGUGUUUAGACUGUGAGGUGUUCAGGGUUAGGUCAGUAAAACACAAACGAGGCAAAAGUGAAUAUGUUAUCAUGAUGUGCUGGAAUGUCAAGUACAUAAGAAAGCUUGUAGUAAAAAAAUCUAAAUUCAUAAAAUAGUUUGGAGGAAAACAAUAAAAGUGAAGACUUGAUAGCUGUAAUGAUAAGGAGUCAGAUCAUUAGAGUUUCAAUAGUGGUGUUAGUAUCAAUGAAAAUGAACAAUCCUUGUCCGGAGUCCUGACUUUGUUCAAUGACCUUUUUUCUUUCUCUGUCAUCAGGAGGGAGAAACAAAGACUGAAUACAGAGCCUGGAAUCCGUUCAGGUCGAAACUUGCUGCAGCCAUUCUGGGAGGAAUCGACCAGAUCCACAUCAAGCCAGGGGCAAAGGUCAUGUACCUGGGAGCUGCUUCAGGAACCACAGUGUCCCAUGUGUCGGACAUCGUUGGACCAGUCAGUACUGCACACACUCACUGCUCCCUAAAGGGUUAAACAGUCUUGAUUCAGUGGUAGAAGUUUGAGAAAGUGUGGCCUCUAAAACCCAUUUAUUGUUAGGAAAGGUUACAUUUGAAAGCCAACCAUGAGCAUAAAAUCCCAGUAAUUUCCUUGUAUAAUUUAACUUAUACAUACUCCAGGUGUCUUGCCCAAGGACACUUUAACAUGUGGACAGCACAACCUCCAACAUUUUAGGUUGAGAGAUGACUGACUACCAACUGAGCCACAGCUGCCCCUUAGAUGUCAGUAAUGAGAGAGAAUUGAUACAGUAUUUUAAAAAAUGUAAAAUCUCAAUACAAAUAUGUUCAGCACAUUACAAAUAAGUAGCCACUCAAAAAACUGAUGUAUUAAAGUUGGUUUGCUUUUUAAGCGAUACAUCCAAAGUGAAUGCCAAGACAUGAUUGUCCACUUUUUUCUUUAAUCUUCCAAAUUUGGCUGAGCCAUUAAUAACAAAUGUGAAAACACAUGAACAUACACAUUUUUUUUCUUCACUUUACACAGACUUCAAAUAAUUUAGACCUCAAAAGCUGUUAAAGUUUUCAGGUUUGUUAUGCAAGGCCUGACUUUUUGUACUGCAGAGAACAGUAAAGCUGAACCUGAGUGAGCUCUCAUAAGGUAACGCAGUAACCUCUGUGUGUGUGUGUUACAGGAGGGGCUGGUCUAUGCCGUGGAGUUUUCUCAUCGGUCAGGUCGUGAUCUCCUCAACGUGGCCAAGAAACGCACAAACAUCAUCCCCAUCAUCGAAGAUGCACGACACCCUCACAAAUACCGCAUGCUGGUUGGUAAGUAGUCCGCAGAGUCAAGGGGGUUCAGGUGUUUGUUUGAUACCUGUCUGAUCUAAACACCUGAAAAUAAUUCCGUUAAUUAAUAUUUGAGGAGUAUAUCAUAUACACUGACUGAUUCGUGAUCUGUGUGUCUAACCCCUCAGGUAUGGUGGAUGUGAUCUUUGCUGAUGUGGCUCAGCCUGAUCAGACCAGAAUCGUAGCUCUGAAUGCUCACAACUUCCUCAAGAACGGUGGACACUUUGUCAUCUCCAUUAAGGUACCACCAAAACCCAACCCUAGACCACACCUGUAAGCUUUUCCUUACUUCACCUGUAGUCCAACAGCCUCUGUGUUUUACCUUUGUCUGCCUUAAGGCUAACUGCAUAGACUCGACGGCAGCUCCUGAGGCAGUGUUUGCGUCAGAGGUGAAGAAGAUGAGUGCUGAGAACAUGAAGCCCCAGGAGCAGCUCACACUGGAGCCGUACGAGAGAGACCACGCCGUAGUGGUCGGGAUCUACAGGUACACACAUGCAGUAUAAUCUGAUACGAACUUCUUUUUUCCAGUGACACACAUGAACUGCUGCUUAUCCAGGAGCAAGUGGGCAUGUCAGGCUGGUAUCACAUCAGACCAGUUUAGGCCAGAUAUAGAUCCUGAUUUGACAACCCAGUGAUAGGGGGGUACAGACUGAUUCAGGGCACAUUGACUAUUUUCUGAUUCUGACCAAGUCAGAACCGAACAGUUUCUGGUUGAUUUGAUGGAAUAUCUACAGCAACAGAUGAGAUGAGCAACUGGGACGCUUCACCAAGCAGGUCCAAAACCUACAACCAUGACGGCAAACAUAAACCUAUCUGGCCUUGCAGGACUUAUUUAUCUGUAAGGGAGGAAAGAUGGUUUAAUUGAUUCAUGGAAUCUAUCGAGUAGUGAUAGUCAUUACAAUAAAAUUUAUGAUUUUCUUUCAUGAAACAUCUUAGUCCUUCUUGCUGCCAGUUAAUCUUCAGCCUCUCACGCUACAGCUCUGGAUCAGACUUUCGCCAAUCUUUCACUUGAGCACUUAAACACUGCAUCCCGAAAAGUUGUAAUUUAGAUGUCCCAGCGUGCCGUUAUGCAUCACAUUUUGUCCAUGUGAAAGUGGAGGAGGCAUGGCUUGUUAACACACAGCCGGAGCUCCCCGUACUCACACGCACACGUACACACAUUGUCUAAUGUGAGCUGGGUGUACUAUGCUAUUUACGGCAACUAUGUGCUCGUUUUACAUCAGCAGGUCUGCAGGUUUAUUUAUUUUUUAAGCUGAGAGUUAAAGCAAUUGAAAACGUCAUUUAGCAGACGCUUUUAUCCAAAGCCACGUUCAUUCGAGAGAACAACUGGGCAUGGUCAGAAGGGGAAAAGGGUGUCAGUGUUGAAGCCCAUUUCAAAAUAAAAACACAUUUUAGUGCUUGAACUAGUAUCAGCUUGUUUGGUUGCAGGGAAUAUGAAUCACUUUGUUCAAACUGUGGAGUGGAAGUCAUCUAAAGCUCCGGAAAUACUUGCAGUGUUUAAGUUUUUUUUGUUCUUGUUGUAAUGUAUGGUCAUGAGUUUAAUUAGUAUGUAAAGUGGAUUAGAUCCUGUAAAUUAAAUUGAUGUUUAAUCUCCUGGAAGCUUCUUAUUGAACUCCUCGGAGCUGAGGCACAGCAGGGAUCAAGAGUUUGGAGUUAGUGCAAACUUACGUCAGUUUAACUGGUCUCUUCACCCUCCGUACAUGUUGGAAUAAAGUUCCUGUAAAUGUGAGUUCUGCCUUCAGACUGCUCAAAACUUUAUCUUGUACUUAACUGUAUAGUUUUUAAGGCUUAACCCCAGCUUUUCCCCACCAUCAGUACGCAGUAAAAAUAAUGAGCGCUUUAAAGUCUACACUUCACCCGCUCACAGUCUGCAAGUUGCAAGAUGCCAGAAGUCUAUUGCUAUCAACCAAGAUCUGCAGAUUAUUUUACUCAACUUGAAGCAACAAAGUUAAUCAGAGCUUUGGUGAACUGCUUGGUGAUCAUCAAGGGGACAAUUCAGUUCUAUACAAUUUGAUGUACCCUUCGUUUCAACCAUAACCUGGAAUACUCCCUCAGAGCUCAGCUGAUCGCUCCGCGUCUUGAAAAUCAGAGCUCCGUUAUUGUCAAAUAAUGACGUCUCUGUUCUUCAUGCAUGCCCUAUGGAGUGAUCAGCUGCAAGGAACUUUCUCUGUUAAGCAUGAGCUGAUCAAAGAUCGUGAUUCUGUUAAAAUACAAAAGAUAAUUUCUCUUUUGCUUGAACUUUGUUGUUUUACAUGACAUAUAUUUGUAAUGAGUCUAAUAUUUAAGUAUAAUAUUUAUGCUUAAUAUUUAUAUUUGUAAUAAGUAAGACAGAAUAUCCACUUACCAGAUGGACUUCUGCACACAGCCCAAAACUGUGAUAGUGUGAACCCACAACUAUCCCCAAAACAAAUAAAAAGAGAUGAGAGUUUGUAGAUGUAAUCCAGCCUUACCAAAGUCCCUGUUUAGCUUGAUCCUAUUAUCACGUUCUUAUGCCUCUAAAAGUUAGCAGAGUUUAGUGUCAGACCUUUCCAGGACACCUUUCUUUGUUCUCAGCUGUACACUGUAGACUCCACCUUUCUCACCAGGAAAGGUUUUGGUUGUUAUUUCCAUAAGAACCCUGUAUUGCACUCAGAUCCAUGAUGACCACAAUUAGCCCUUUUCCACCAAGCUAGUUACAGUGCUAAUUCAGAGCCAUGCCUAAUUUGGGACCAGUUCUUUGUUUUUCCAUGACCAAAGUCCUGGCUCCGAGACAGAAAAACUGUUCCAGAGAGGCACCAACUCCUCGCUGGGCUACAAGAAAGAACCACUUACCUGAGAGUCUGGAGGCAGUGUUAUUUAGCCCCACCAAUUGUUUUGUUAUGGUUUAAAGUUUUAAAGACCCACUCUGAUGAAAAUCAUGUUUUUCAUGUUGCAUACAUGUUCAUAUGGCAUUUUUCUGAUGCUACAGGACAUAUGAGAAAACUAAGAGCAAAAUUGCAUUUUUGAGUAAAUCUACAUCCAAAUUGCUGUGAACUUCUCACAGACCCAAACUGCAGGUUCAGAUGCUGUGGGAUUUCCUACAUCACUACUGCAAGCUCUGCCCCCAUAGCCCCGCUCUGCAGGGCAGACUAUGAGAAGUAGGGAGGACGAUUGCAGAACAAGUGUGUACGGUAGCGAAUUGCAAUACUAGUAAGAAAGCUAAUUAUGAUAUUAACUUUCACCAUGCCCCCAAAGACAGUGUCCGAGAGCUGAACAGCUCCUAUGUUACCUGCCACUUCUGCUGCAUACUGUUAGGCUGUAAGCUAGGAUGAAGAGGAGGGUGCAGAGCAUUGAAACAUUGCAAGGAGUCAGUGAGUAAGCCUUUAAGCUUGACCUCCUUUAUUGCAUCUUUUCCUCAACUUGGUGUGACAGUGUGCUUGACUUCUCUUUCCUUGGAGCCACUUCAAUAGACUUUCUAAUUUUUUCAGGUCCAUUUACACUUCUUCAAACCUAAGAAACCAAGUAAUGAAUAUCUUUAGUUAAGUCCACUCAGAAAAAUAGAGCAGUAUACUUGUAGCACAUUCUGCAUCUCUGCAAAUGGUUGCAUUCACCAGAACCUCCUCUCUGACCUCUGGGUCGACCUUUGCAACAAAUGGUUGGUCUUUCUAUGACUUUGGCCAAUCUUCUGCUUUUUUCAGAAGGAUCUCUUGUCCCUUUUGAUCAUUGCUGGCUUUCCAUAGAGUCUUCUGCAGAUAGUCCUCUGGAAGCCUCACCAGCAGGAUUUACACUGAACAUUGUUGAGUUUAGCUUAUGAAAAAUGGAGCAAAAACUUCAGUGUUAUAUUUUUGUUCAGUGUAGCUUAGACCCUGUGUGCCUCCACUGAGAGAAUUCUGUGUCCUCAUGAAUGAUAUGUGUAAAUUUCUUUGCUUUCAACAUUCGAUAGCACUGUCAUACGAUCAGUACAAAAGACUGAUGGGUGUCAAUUCAAGCUGCAGUUCCUUUUGUAAACAUCUGGUCCACCCAUUCAGUUUGAGGAUGGGAGUGUGUUUCAGUGGGGAGGCUCUUGGUUUUCUGUUUUCCAUGAAUCCUGAGUUAACUUAAUUAGAAGUGUUCUCCAUCUUCAAGUAUGACACAGUCCCACACCUUAACUCACAUGUGUAAGAAAAGUGACAAGUGUGCACUCAAGAGUUGAUCCAUGCCCUUUGGCUUGAUUAAUUGGUUUACCUCAAGUUUUAACACAUGAUCCAGAUUUGAUAGCCAGUGUGACCUCUGCUAUGAGAGGGGUUGAGGUAUUUGGUCAUUUCAUCCCUCUUUCUUUUUGCAAAUCGGCAGCAUUAGUUUAGUGGAAAAGUGAAUGGUGAGGGGAAAAAAACAGAAGUCCAAGUCUUGUGUGAGGAGGCUCUUAAAUUGUUGUUUUGUAUUAUAAGAUAUCUGAAUGUGCACACCAUUGUAACCAGGAAGGGGGUGUUCCUAGGUGAGGAUUUGGCUCCUACAAGGUGCACCACAGGAAGCCCAGAAAGCCAUCAAGUUGUGGUGACACUUCAACUUGAUGGUGCAUUGCUGUGAUGUCUGCUGUUAGAGCCAAUGUUUUUGGUCGUAACCCUGUGAGAACAACAAACAGGGAGUAGGGUCCUGGUUCCAUCAGACCAUUGUUGCAAUUGAUUGUCCAGGGAAGUACCUUUUUGAAACUCGGGAUCUUCUUUUUGCGAUGAUACACCCUGUAAUGUGGUGAAUUCCAAACUCCAUCCAUCCAUUGCCAUGCACAUCCCUCAAAGUGACACAGGUGUAUUUUCUACAGCACUGUGGUCUUCCAGGUGAGGAAAGAGCUGUACUGCUUUAUCUAAGUGAAACAGCUCCAUCUGGUGGUCCUGUGGAGGGUCAAAUCUCCAUACAUACGUACAUACAUACAGUACAGUACAGCACAUCUGACCUGAGCGGAGUGACAUAAAGAUGGCCUGAGUCGAUCUGUGUUUCAUCAGCUGCUUCUCACACCUCAGCUGCUGGUGUUAAAAGUCAUGAUUUGGUGCAAAUUGGCACGACAUUACAAACCUGUUGUAGGUUUUCAUCUGCAGCUCAAAAUUGAUGUACAACGCUGUACAAUUUUAAUGAUCCCUCAGAUUUAAAAAUGUGGUUCCCUGAAUAUGAAGACAGUCUACAGUUCAGGUUUUUUUUUUUUUUUUACAAGACAUACACUCCUGUUAAAACAAAAUUCUGCAUUCCAACUCUACAAACAUUUGCCAACAUCUCCAAAAGAACUUGUCUAAUAACUAAGAUACAGAACACAAAUAGGAAAAUUCAAGUUUUAUGCUCUAAUUUCAUCAAGACAGGGAGGGUUUCCUUCAUGCAAUGUCAGUCUGUAUUUAUUAAACAUGGUUGAGACCACAUUGAGGAUUGUUGUUUUUACAACUCACCAGAUAACCUGACCUCUACACUCUUUCCUCCAGGAAAGCUCUUUGUCAAUAACUGUUUCCAUAGAAACAACAAAUAAACUUAUCAUACAGCUCAGGUAGUCGUGCAGUACAUCCCCCCAUUUCCAGUGGACUGACCCUCCAGUUUGUCAUCCCCAUGCUGAUUGGCUAUCUUGGCCCAGCUGAUUAGCAGGAGUCCAGGUGUUUUUUUUUUUUUUUAAACUUCAGGGCAUUAGUAAAUACAGCAAUCCAGUGUUGCACGCAUAGCAAAGUUGCAUCCCUUGCCUAUACCUCUUGCUCAAUUUAUGAAGCUGAACAAGAAUGUAUGUCAUCUUGCAUCUUCACUUUUACUUUGUGUGUUAUUAAGUUGGGAAAGUAUACUAAAUCCUGAUUUUAUCCCUCUAUAACUACCUUUUAAGAACUGAAAGAAUCACAAUCAGGACACUUGAAGACCAGUUUGAAGAGUUAUGGUGACAGGUUGACCCACAUAACCAGACCCCUCUGGACCCCACACCAAACAUGGUAUCUGCUCUGUUUCAUGUUAUUCCUUUUUUCUUUCUCUCCUUAGACCUCCACCCAAAGCAAAGAAUUGAGACUGUAGAGAUGCAGGGACACGGACAUCUAUCCACAGGCACCACCUUCUUUGUUGUCAGACUUCCACCACUGCACCCCCACCUGACCUACAGCUCAAAAAAUGCUGAAACUGUCUAUCUUACUGCAAAUCACUCAAAGAAGAUUUUUUCAAGUGCAUGGAGUUGCCAUACAGACUGGAUAAACCGUUCAACUUGGAGUGAAGUUUUCUUGGGUCAAUACUCUUAUUAUUUUGGUUCCUUUAACCAUCUGUGAUGUCAACUUGUUUUUUUUUUUUAAAUAGAAUGUGUUUUUCUGCCCUCCAGCUUUUAUACUUGUGCUCCUACUAUAGACAUGCCAAGUGUUCAAUCACCACACACCAGAUGGUAAGAAUAGUUAUAUAUGUGUUGGGGCUGAUGUACAGUUAAGAUACUUGGUUGAUUAUUGACUCAAGCCUAAGAUUUGGUGGUGAGCUGGGAAACCUUUACCCUGUUUAUCAAUGAUGUUUUCACUGACUAGUAGGAUCAUACUAGUAUUGUAACUUUUUGUGUUUUAUGAAGAAUUGUUGUAAUUUACAACAUUUUUUUAAGUUUGUUUUCUGACAAGAUGGACAGCUUUGUUUUAAUAAAAUGAUUAUUAUUGUUAGUUUA
This is a messenger RNA of Xyrichtys novacula (pearly razorfish), 11875 nucleotides long. Lineage: Eukaryota; Metazoa; Chordata; Actinopteri; Labriformes; Labridae. The record is from the annotation of a GenBank genome assembly.